This is a messenger RNA of Penicillium expansum, 1131 nucleotides long. RefSeq lists its product as uncharacterized. The record is from RefSeq and is a predicted model, not a curated record. Bases 1 to 1131 code for a protein of 376 amino acids. Lineage: Eukaryota; Fungi; Ascomycota; Eurotiomycetes; Eurotiales; Aspergillaceae. The transcript is spliced from 4 exons.
AUGGGUGAGGCCAUUACGGGCACCUUCGGUCCCAAUACCAUCAAAGGUACUGGCAUUGCCUUGAUUGUACUCACCUCGCUGGUCGUAGGCACCCGUUUUGUUGGUUCUAUUCGAAGUUUCAAGGAUCUCAAGGCUGAAGACUACCUUUUGAUUGUCGCUUACAUAUUCUUCUUGGAACUGAGCAUUCUCUACAUUUAUAUUUCCCCAGUCAUUUUCCGGAUAGCAGCAGUCGGUGCUGGAACGAUUCCCCCUUAUGCCGCCAUUUCGGAGGAAGGACUCCGAUUGCAAACUGUCUUCUUCGUUACAACAUCUUCAUUAUGGCUCUGCUUGUGGAUGAUCAAGUUCUCGCUCUUGGCCAUGUAUAAACGGUUGUUGGUUGGGAAAAAAUACCUCAUCGCCUGGUGGGUUAUUAUGGGGUUUUGCGUUCUGUUUAUUAUUGGCUGCAUUCUCUCAUCGUGGUUAUCAUGCUCAAGCUUCCAUGCCUGGUUUACUUCAGGCCAAUGCAACACCCCACGCGACCAUCGGGCGGCUGUCAUCAGCUUAUACUACGCAUACGGGGUGGACAUAGUUACUGAUCUAGCAAUCAUGAUCCUCCCUAUCCGCCUUAUCUGGAACCUGCAGAUGCAAACCCGACAAAAGCUGAGCAUUGGCGGGUUAUUCUGUUUUGGCUGGGUUUGCAUUAUUAUUUCCACCAUCCGUGUCGUUCAGCUAGGUGAGACUGAAAACGGAGUCCCCGCUCCAUCAUGGCUAGCGCUAUGGGGAACCAUCGAAGCAUCAAUUGCCGUCAUGAUUGGAUGCUGCCCCGGCCUCUACCGCGUCCUUAAAACCGCCAUUUCUCCCUCCAAGACAUCAUACCCGUAUGACUCGUACAACUUGCGGGGCCGUGCAGGCAGUGGUAUACCAUCACACCGCUCGGGUGCGUUUGGAGGACCGAAUAUUCCUUUGAACAGCUUUAGGGGGAAGGAGGAGUCAUAUCAGUCAGCGAGUGCAUACCGUUCUACCAGUCCGUCAAGCAGUCAGGAGAAAUUGGCGCAUCCGAGUGACAAGAGAAAUAUAAUGGUUAAUUAUGGAGUUGCCGUGACGGUAGAGGAUAGGCCAAGUGAUUAUGGCCAGGAGGCACGUUUCGUGUAA